Messenger RNA from Populus nigra (black poplar), 3627 nucleotides. RefSeq names its product disease resistance protein RPM1-like. Lineage: Eukaryota; Viridiplantae; Streptophyta; Magnoliopsida; Malpighiales; Salicaceae. Bases 505 to 3438 code for a protein of 977 amino acids. The transcript has a single exon. Gene Ontology annotation, biological process: defense response to other organism. The record is from RefSeq and is a predicted model, not a curated record. Gene Ontology annotation, molecular function: ADP binding.
CCUAGUUGACCAAGCACUGCUGGAUCAAACUGUAUAUAUAAUACAAGCUGCAGCAUUUAGAAUCACAAAUCAACUCCUCUCCAAGCACCAUUCUUGAAUGCUUUACACUCAAGAGCAGCAAUAUCCUAACCUGAGAUUUAUCCUGAAACCAUGAAAGCAAACCUUCUUACCACCACAUUGUGUCUCUCUUCCCGCAGACAAUGAACCCUGAAACACUUCCAAUCGUCUCUUAACUUUGAUAAAGAGGCAUGGAAAAUAUUUUCUCAUUCAACCAGAAAAAACAAUUCUCUUUAUUUUGUAUCCAAAAAGCAAAUCUUAACUCAAAUUUAGUUUUUUCAUUUAUACUUUAGAGUCCUUUGGCUCAUUGUUAAGCCGUUUUACUAUCCCACCUGAUUCAGCAUUUGAACCCGGGAUCUUCUCCUUUAUAAGAGACCGUUGCCAUUGAACUAAAUCCAGUGGUUAAACAAACAUCAGAUUACAACAGAAAGAAAGAGCCGGUUGACAAUGACAGAAGGUUUGGUGACCUUCUCACUCAUAAAGCUUGCAGAUUUUAUCCAAGAAGAGGAGCGACUAUUGACAGGUGUUAAGGCAGAAUCUGAGUACAUCAGGGAUGAACUAGAGUUCAUGCUGGUCUUUCUAAGAGCUGCAGAUGCGAUGGAAGAGAAAGAUGAUGGACUUAAAGUGUUAGUGCAGAAAGUGAGAGAUGUUGUGUAUGACAUGGAAGAUACUCUUGAUCUUUUCAGGCUGCGUCUCACACAUGAUUAUGGGGAUAAGUUCUGUUCUUCUGUUCAAACAAUUUCCAACUCCAUCAUCACUUUAAAAGCUCGGCAUCAAAUUGCUUCAAAAAUCCAAGCACUCAAAAGCCGAGUUAUAAAUAUCUCAGAGGCACAUCGGAGAUAUUUAAUCAGGAACAACAUAACGGAGCCAGGCUCGAGCUCCAGCCACACACCAAGGGUGGCCAGGCCAGGAAAUAUAGUUGAAGAAGCAAAUAUAGUUGGCAUUGAAAAGCCCAAAAAGCAUCUUAUUGCGUGGCUUGUCAGAGGCAGAUCCGAACGUGAAGUGAUAUCAGUGGUUGGAAUGGGUGGUUUGGGUAAAACCACAUUGGUGAGAAAAGUUUAUCAUGAUGCAGAUGUAAAGAAACACUUUCAAUUCAGGGUUUGGAUCACCCUCUCUCCAUCUUUCAAGGAAGAGGACCUUCUAAAAGAUAUAAUUCAACAGCUCUUCCGUGUGCUCCAGAAAACUGUUCCUCAAGGAGUGGACAACAUGGACAAUGAUAAGCUAAAGACGGUAAUCAAUAAAUUCCUUCAGCAAAAAAGGUAUCUCAUUGUUUUAGAUGAUGUGUGGCAUACUGAUGCCUGGGAUGCUUUUGAACCUGUGUUCCCAAACAACAGUCGUGGUAGCCAUAUAUUGCUGACAACGCGAAAAACUGAAGUAGCCCUGACUGCCUGCAUAGAAUUCCCAGAUAAAGUGUACAAUUUGGAUCCAUUAUCUCCAGAAGAGUCUUGGACUUUGUUUUGCAAGAAGGUAUUUCAAAACAACGACUGCCCAACACAUUUGAAGAACGUUUCAGAAAGAAUUCUGGGAAGAUGUGAAGGACUGCCGCUUGCUAUUGAGGCUAUGAGUGGUGUUCUAGCGAUAAGGGACAGGAGUAAAAUAGACGAAUGGGAAAUGGUGUACCAUAGUCUAGGUGCUGGAUUAGAAGACAACAACAGAAUGAGGAAUGCGUUGAAGAUACUAUCACUCAGUUACUAUGAUUUACCUUACUAUCUCAAAUCAUGUUUGUUGUACUUCAGCAUGUUCCCUGAGGGCAUACCGAUUCAGCGUAUGAGACUUAUUCGAUUGUGGAUAGCAGAAGGGUUUGUGAAAGGAAGGGAGGGAAUGGCAUUAGAGGAGGUUGCAGAAGAUUUUUUGAAUGAGCUCAUAAAAAGAAGUUUGGUACAAGUGGUAGAGGCAACCAGUUAUGGACAAGUUAAAACAUGCCGCAUCCACGACCUUCUCCGUGAGAUACUGAUUACAAAGGCAAAAGAGCAAGAUUUCGUUGCGAUAGCCAAGGAACAGAACAUGACUUGGUCUGAAAAGGUCCGCCGUGUAUCGAUACAUAACGCCAUGCCAAGCAUGCGACAAAUACAUGUUGCAUCUCGCCUCCGUUCAUUGUUGGUGUUCUGGGGAAUAGAUUCUUUUCCCAGGCCUCCUAAAUUUAUUUCGCUUUCUAGUCGUUCAAGGCUGCUUACCGUGUUAGAUAUGGAAGGCACGCCUUUAAAGGAAUUUCCAAAUGAAGUGGUCAGCCUCAUCUUUUUAAAGUAUCUAAGUUUGAGGAAUACCAUGGUGAAUUCCGUUCCAAGCUCAAUUAGCAAGCUUCAGAACCUGGAAAGUUUGGAUUUGAAACAUGCCCAAGUCACUGAAUUGCCUGUUGACAUUCUGAAGCUCCAAAAGCUUCGCCACCUGCUAGUGUAUCGCUAUGAAACUGAGUCUGACGAUCAAAUUCGCAACAAACACGGUUUCAAGGCACCAGCUCAGAUAGGAAAUCUACUUUCUGUACAAAAGCUUUGCUUCCUGGAAGCAGACCAAGGCCAGAAACUUAUGUCAGAACUGGGAAGAUUGAUUCAUUUGAGAAGGUUAGGCAUUAUAAAGUUCAGGAAGGAAGAUGGGAAGGAUUUAUGUUCCUCUAUUGAUAAGCUGACGAACCUUCGUGCAUUGUCUGUUACUUCAAUAACAGAGAGCGAGGUCAUUGAUCUGGAGUACUUAUCUUCUCCUCCUCAAUUUCUUCAGCGACUAUACUUGACAGGACGUUUAGAGAGGUUACCAGACUGGAUACUCUCACUUGAUAGUUUGGUCAAGUUGGUUUUAAAAUGGAGUCGCUUACGUGAAGAUCCGCUGCUAUUUCUUCAGAAUUUGCCUAAUCUGGUGCACCUUGAAUUUAUACAAGUUUAUAGUGGCGAAGCAUUGCAUUUCAGUCAUGAAGGAUUCAAAAAGCUUAAAGUUUUGGGUCUAAACAAAUUAGAACGGCUCAAAUCUAUUACCGUGCAGAAGGGAGCAUUGCCUUCUCUCCAGAAGCUAGUUGUCCAGGGUUGUAAACUACUGCAGAAGGUGCCCUCUGGAAUCAAACACCUCGCUAAGCUCAAAGCACUUGAUUUUUUUGACAUGCCGUAUGAUUUUGUCAAGAGGCUACGGCCUGAUGGAACUGCACAGAGAGCGGCAAGGACUUUUCUCCAAAAGCCAGUUGUCCAAUUCAUUAAAAUAUUGCAGAUUCUUCCAUUUGAUUUGCCCAACGUAUUCAUCAGGAGGCUCCAUCCGGAUGGAGACGGUGAAGAUUAUCAUGAGGUUCGAAAUGUGCCUGAGAUUUACUGCACCUAUCAGAAAAAUGGCAAUUGGGAAAUCUACUACAAUUAUGCAAGACCAAACAUUCUUUUGAAAAGGCAACCUGAUUGGAAGCCAUGAUUUGCAUCUGUAAUUUUGUGAUAGAUGCUAGAGGUUGCGCGAUUUCCUUAAAGCUAUGAUGUUGCGAAGUCGGUUGUAAAUUAAUGACAGCAUUUUUUUUUUUAAUGAAUGUGAUCAAACUUUCCUUACAAAAACUAUGAUGUUUAUAAAUAUAUGUUAGAAAUAAUGUUCAGGACUGCUGAGCUGGAA